GACCUUGGGGCAGAGCCUCUCAGUAUAAAACUUUUUUUUUUUUCAUUUUAUAUUUGUCCGCCACACACUGUAUAUCAGUAAAAUACUGAUGUUUUAAUUUAUGCAAACUCGGCACCGGAAGUGAACUGGGUAAACUGCAGUUCUCACAGCGCAUGCGUUUAUCUGAGAGGCUUUUUUGGCGCCAUGCAUUAUUUACAAACCACGUUUAGAAAUAUUGAAAAGAUGGUUUUGGUUCAACGACACAUGGUGUAAUUGGAGGAAGACAAGAAAAAAUUAUUAUAAUGAGCGUUGCAUGGGCAUCUGCUCGAUAUUUUCAAAAAGGAAUCGAUUUUGAAUGGCUGCUAGAGUGAAGAAAACGAAGAGGCGAGGUAAACGGUUUCUGUCGAGCAGCGCAUAAAUUGUUCAUCUGACAUGAUAAAUACCAACGUAGUUUUGGAGGAUAAUCAAGUCGUAAGGCUUGUCCUCGAGUUUUUGGACUCCAGAAAGCUUCACAACACCAUGAGAAGUCUUGAGAAAGAAUCUGGGAUCGUAAAUUGUGGUUAUUCCAGUGAUAUUCUCUUCUUGAGAGACCUUGUACUUGAUGGCGAAUGGGAGGCCAUAUUGAUCUUUGCUCAGCCAUUUGAAGGCAUCGCCGAUUUCGACUCAAGACAAUUCCGUUACCUUGUUUUAAAGCAAAAGUUCAUGGAAGUGUUAUACUUCAAGUCGGGUUUUGGUGGAAAUUCAACAAGCUACUCAAUUGAAGAUUUAAUCAAGUGCCUGAAUCAACUGGAGGAAGACUGUCCAAACAAGGCUGAAUAUAGCAAAUUGUGUUUUCUGUUGACUGUUCCUAAUCUACCCGAACAGCCGGAAUAUCGAGAUUGGAACCCCACCACAGCACGGAUAAAAUGCUUUGAACAAAUCCUUGAUUUACUUCGAAAGGUGAUUCCCAUAGAAAAGAAAGGUUUGAAUGGAAAGUUGCCAAGACCAUUGACCCCAAUUAAAGACCGGUUAUUGAACUUGGUAAUUAAAGGAUUGUGUUUUGAAAGUUGUGUGGAUUAUUGUCAGUUGAGAGCAAUCAAUGGAAAUCUCUCAGAAGACCUUCAUGUUUACACAGGAGAUAACAUCUUAAAUGGACCAUCACAGGAAAGUUCUGGCAAUUUCUUGUCCUGGCUUAAAAAUCUACCACAAGAUGCCUUUAUCACACCUUUUGAACCAGUAAGUUUAGAAGUUGACUUGAAAAGGGUCAAACAAGCCUCAGGUGUUUUAUUUCACAAGGUUCCAAGAAGAGAUGAUGCUGAAAUUCUCUCAAGGAGCUUAUCUCUUUCUGGCCGGCCAGCUACCACUGACAUUGCCACACAUCUGUCCACAUUGGAAACAGGCAGGACCAGUGGAGCAAUCUUGAACAACAAGGUGUAUUCCACCCAGCCUCUCAAGGGAGUUUCACAUUCUUAUAAUGAGUUUCACUAUAAGGGCUAUCAAGAGAAAGAGCCAAGCUCUACCCCAGUUAAUAAUGGCUUCCAUGAAAAUGGAUUGGCUACUAAACUGGAAAGUGAGGAUAAGAGAGUGAUCCAGACAGUUACAUCUGACAGUAAUUCAGAUGAUGUUAUUAAGGAACAUGAGUCCAUUCAACCUGUUGGCAGUCAUGCUUCAGAACCAAGCAAAGAUUCUGAUAGAAUUCAUGCUCUCAAAGAGCAACAACAACAAGAUGUCUUAAAACAACUUGAAGCCUACGAGAGGCAAAAGCAAGAACUAGAGCGACAACUUCUAGAAUUGUCCUUGAGGGGAAAACCUAAUGGGGAAGGCGAAGCUACAUCUGAAUUGCCUGACAAAAGACCAGAAUCUGGUGAAUCCUUCAAAAGCUUUAGAAAUGAAACUUUAGCUGAUAGUACUAACUUUCAAAGGCCUCCAGACAGUUCAGUGCAAGAGGAGACAGUUCACAUGCAAAAUGGGCAGAUCAUAUUUCAUAAUCGUGAUCAAGAGAUUGCUACUCCUGUAGAAAGUGAGGGUCAUUUUCCACAAUCUCACAAUAGCUUUCAUAUACAACAGAGUGGUCAACAACAUCCAAAGAAUGAAAAACAGUAUUCUAAUAGCUUUUCAGUCAAUAAUGCCAUGACAUCAACUCCUACUGUUAGAACCAAGCAUAAACCAGAUGACUUAAACCUAGAAGAAGCCACUGCAGACAAUACUGCCUACAACAUUAUUCCUGUAACGCCAGGUGACCAAAUGUUUCCUCUAACUCCCCUUGUGAAUGAACGUGCACCUUUAAGCACAGGUCAUUGGGUUGCCUUAGCAGAUGGUUCUGGAGUUCUGAAUACCAGUACUCCCAAGAGCACAAGGCAGGGAUUGUCAUCAACACCAGCUCCACUAGCAUCCCCAGUCCUAUCUGUGGAUGGUGCCACGCCCCACAGUAUUCCUCUUUUCUAUGAAAAAGACAACCCAAAAGUUGUCACAAAGUAUGACAAUUCAGACACUGUGGUAACAGCUGACUUGGGAAAGGACAAAGAGAACACUGUAUCCCAGAAUCAGCAAGUCCCAGUUAAAAGAGGACCGAAAGUUAAUGGUGUGCGGCGUUCCCUUGUCCCACAGACUGUGACCAAACAGAAGAUGGGAGCGAUGGAUGAAAACAAAGAGAUAAGAAUUCCAGCUCAAGGUGUCAAUGGCAAUGCACCAUCAGUGGAAAGAAUCAAAUCGGUUAAUGGCGGUAACAACUCACCUGCUACACCCCAACUACAAACCCAAAAUCAGCCGAUGGAACUAGCGCAGCAAGAUUUUGGUCAUGAAGGGGCACAAGUAAAUGGGCAGCCUUCAAGAAAUGCUACAACAUUUGUGGUGCCUCCCAGUACCGAGAGCAAACCAAAGACUAAUAGAGCUCCAACUGGUGCCCAUUAUCCUGGAGAAUCUAAACAACCACACAAGGAAACUAGCAGAGAUACGAAGAAAGUUAGAGAGACAGGGACAGUAAACAUGACAUUCCGUAAGCCUUCCACCAACUCACCACCCAAUAACACUACAGUAACUGUCAACCAUGGUAGCCAUAUUCCACAACAUGAAAAACAGAAGGAACUCUUGCAUUCGUCUUCAGACAUUUCAUUCUACACUGUAGCUACACUAGAGGAUGUGCAAGCCAUCAGAGCCAUAGCUUUUCAUCCCUCUGGUGAUUUAUUUGCUGUUGGAUCAAACUCAAAGACUUUAAGAGUAUGCACUGCUGAAGGCUUGAAUUCCGAGCGAAGAAUAGAAAGUAACAGUGGUGAUCAACCUCCACAACCAACCAUUCUAUUUAAAAGUAACCGCCACCACCGGGGCUCCAUUUACUGUGUAGCUUGGAGUGCUGGAGGAGACAUAAUAGCCACAGGAUCCAAUGACAAAAGCAUCAAAAUGACAAGAUUUGAUGCCGAAACCUGCUCUGUGGCAUGGCCUGGAUUGGAGCUUGCUAUUCAUAAUGGUACUGUUAGGGAUCUAGCAUUUGUCUCGCGUGCCAAUGGCACACCGGUUUUGGUCUCUGGAGGAGCAGGAGAUGGAAAUAUCAUGAUCUCUGACUGUAAUACUGGCCAGACAGUAGGACAACUGAAGGGUCACUCUGGACAUAUCAUGGCUGUAUAUGCCGACAGCGAUGACAUAAUUGCCUCGGGAUCUGCCGAUAAUACUGUCAGGCUGUGGGACCUGCGGUCACAGCGAUGUAUUGAUGCCAUAGCAACUGGAGACAGCUGUGUGGCAUCAGUCUGUGUGAACUCAUCAGGCAAUAUGUUAGCUUCAGGUCAUGAAGAUGGAAGCUGUAUGAUCUAUGACAUCACAGCAGGCCGAACAUUACAGCUUUUCAAGCCACACACAAUGGACUGCAGAUCAGUGCGUUUUUCGCCGGAUAAUAAUUUUCUUCUGACUGGAUCGUAUGACACAAGUAUCAUCAUGAUGGAUGUAAGGAAAGACUUAGAAACAAGAACACCACCAUACUCUGUUGUUGCUCAUCAUAGAGACAAGGUCAUCCAAUGCCGUUGGCAUCCUGGUCUUCUGGCAUUCUUGAGCUCUAGUGCUGACAGAACAGUCAGUCUGUGGGCCCCAGAUUGUUAAAACUCUGCAAGAAGUGCACUUUUGUUUGCACUACAUUGUUUAUGCUUUAAAGUGGCCUAUUUUGAGCAUCAAAGAAAGGGGUUUUACAAUGUUUGUUGGGUGGUUUGGGGUUCAUGUGUUUCAUGGAAUCCUGGAUUCUUUAGAAAAAUAAAUUAGAGCUACUGUUUUGAUCCUUUCAAAGAAGUUGAUCAAGGAAAUUCAGGAAGAAAGGGGUUGUAGCAGUGGGGCAAGCGUGCAACCUUGUAAAGUGGCAAGUUACAGUAGGGGUGCAGAGGCAUGUCCUUGCAGAAAUUCGCCAGUGUGCUAUUUUCUUCACCCUAAGCAUUUGUAACAGGACAUUUAGGCCUUGGAAAGACAUGUUGUGAAUUCCCCCAAAAAAGUGACCAGGGGAGGGGGGAUGGCUCCCAAUUAACAUGACUUAUUAAAUACCACACUGCUGCUGCAGCAGGUGCCAUAAUCAAACCACAAAAGCAUUUGAUGUUUUGUACAUUGAUAAGCACCAUUUCAGAAAUGUGUCUUGGAACUUCUUCAAAAAUUAUAAAAAAGUUAUUUUUUUGAUCAUACCACAUUGGUAUCUGAACAAUUUGUUCAUUAGACACAAUCAAAUCAGGAAUAAUCAACUUGUUCUGGACCCAUAUCACUCUUUCAAGUGCCUUUUUCUUACCUUAGGUUGUUUCAUGCACAGGUGGCAAAUAGUGCUAGCAUUGUGUUAUGUGGUAUCUUAGCACAACAUAUUGUAGAUGUGUUACAUCAGACAUUUUUGUAUAGAUAGUCCUUAUAAUUCAAAGGUUAAGUAAGUCUCUGAUUUGAUAUUAUUUAUUGUAAGUUGUGAAUUGUAAUUAUAUUUAAACUUAUAAAAGGUAAAAGUUUAAAUUCAGAUACAAAUGAACUCUGUUAUUUAAAGAAAGCCCUCGGUUCUUUGUAAAUUAUUGUCAGCAGUGUGAUUGGUCACAAUAAAUCAUUGUGCUAGGCCCAAUUAACUCUUGAUCACUGCAUUUGUUUAGUGGAUCAUCCUAAGAGCAUAACUGUAUUGUUGACUAGCAUGAUAUUAAUGGUGCUUUAUUUAUGAUUUCUGAGAUGUUGUAAUACUAAAAAGAAAGGUAAGGGAUGCUUACCAUUUACAAAAACCAUCCAGUUGGAAAUUUCAGGCAUAAACAUUAAACGAUUAAAUUCGACGUUGCAGGAGAGGGAAUCACUACAAAGUAUAUCCACAUCAGCUAGAGAGACUUAAAAGGAGCAGAAAAAUAGCAUCAACUCAAAUCACAGCCCAUAUUUUCUGAAGCUUCCCACAAUUUUCCAACUGGAAUUUCCGGUUUUCCCAUGUAAAUGAUAAGUACCCAAGGUUACUAAAAUUAUGGGAGUAAAAUUAAUAUUAUCAAGAGAAAGUAUUGUUCUUGUUGUAGAUAUAAGGUGUUAAAAUGUCAAUUCAGUUUUGAAAAUAAACUUGUUCAAUGUGUCAAGAGUUAA
Molecule: messenger RNA, 5511 nt
Organism: Orbicella faveolata
Lineage: Eukaryota; Metazoa; Cnidaria; Anthozoa; Scleractinia; Merulinidae
Product: WD repeat-containing protein 47-like
Molecular function (GO): protein binding
Source: RefSeq, a predicted model, not a curated record